AUGGUUGAGAGGAUGGAUAAAAGCUGUUUGCCUUGCCACCAAGCCCCAAAUCGAUCUCCCCUGUUUCAAAACUCCCAUGGACUUGGAAGCGGCGAAGCGGUCGCUGGGGGCGGUCGCUGGAUCCCCUCAAAAUUCUACGACUCUUUCGUCCUCCAUGGCCUCCGCGUGGACCUCGUCGAGCCCGGCCGACUCCUCUGCUCCGUGACCGUCCCUCCAUCGUUACAGAACGCGGGCAACUUUCUACACGGCGGCGCCACCGCUUCCCCGGUGGAUUUGGUCGGCUCCGCGGGGGCUCCGAUCGGGGGUGCCCCGCUGGAGAUCGGCAUCGCCUACUUGGAUGCCGCCUUUGUCCGUGUGCGUUCAUUCUUUUAGUUAAAAACUCAUAUCUUCAGCUUCGGAAAACAUGUUAAUUUCCAAAACUAAGCAUCUCUAGCAAUAACAAUAGAAAACAUUGACAUUGUACAACAAAGAAUCUACUGUCAGACUUAGAUAUACUUGAAAUUAAAUAAAAAGACAAGCUUAACUACGGAACAGUCUUGUCGUCCAUAGAACCUUCGUUGCCAUAACAUUCAAUGACAAAAGUAUUUUCGCCAUGAAAACAAAAAUCACUUUCAUAGCAUAAAAUAACUUUGUGACAAAAGUAGAUGUGCUAUUUUUUUUCACGUUUUUGACAAAAUAUCUUGUCGCAAUUUAUGGAGGUAUUAGCAACAAUUCUAAUUUCAUCACAAAAUGCUAAGUAUUUGAUGACAUGUUAUGGUCGAAGAUUUUUAUCGAAGGAGCUUUGAAUACAAAUUUGGCGAUGAGUUUUUUUUUUUCAUUGUCAAAUGCUUUUAUAGCUGAAGUAUAGCUUGUUGUGUUUGCUUUGUAUAAACCUUGCUCUAGCCCAAGGAUAUUAUUACCAAAUAACCCGCAAUAUCAAGUAAAUUGUAAAAUAAUUAAAUAUUUUGUCUUCCUACAUAGUUGUUUAAUCAAUAUCUUGUAAUACAUACUCAAAUUUAUAUCGAAAAAGGUUGCUAGGUCGAAUGUUAGCCUUCUUCACAAUCUUACACUCAGUUUUAUUGUGUCACAUAAACACUUCACCAAGUACAAGUAUUAAAGAAAAAGUUUUGUCAACUACAUUUCUCUCUCUCUCUCUCUCUCUCUCUCUCGCAUAUGCGCACUCGCCACAUGCACACAUGAGCAAAGGCUUCUGCUCUCCAAGAUCAGUAGGUUUUCUUUUGCUUCUUGCUUAGGAAAAACAUUUAUCAUAGUGUUCAUUUUCUGAAAAGUAGUUUUUUGCAUCAAGGCGAUCUUCUCCUUCCAUGAUCUUUAUCAAAAAAAAAAGGGAACACAUACUUUUAAUUAAUUUAGUUUGCUUAUAUCAUCCAAAAUAUUUAAGGUGCAGUAACUAGAUUGAAACUUAUGGAAUUGUGCUUAGAUUUCUUAGAAAAUGCUGCUCUUGCAGCCUAGUUUUUUUUUUUAACACAAACGUCAGAUCUUCUUCAUUUCUCUCAAUGAUAGACCCAUUAUUAUUAUCUUUAAAUAAUUUUUUUAUUGAUAUCAUUCUCUGUUUUCUGUACUUUUGACUGUCAGAUGAGAAUGAACCUUUGUCAUCAUCUACCAACCAGACCUAUUUAAGUCAGAUAUAAACAAAUCAGUGUGGAAAUCUCAAUUCCCUAUAUAUUUUAUCAUGGUUCAGUCUCAUCUGCUGAACAAUAACAAUACAAUUACAGAGGAAGACCAGCCUGGCAUUUAAAAAUGGCUCAUUAAACAAAGUUCUGCUAUGAACAUUCCUAUGAUUGUUGGGGGUUCUUCACAUGGCUGAUCUUUGUAUUUUGUGUUCAAGUUUGACAAGUGCCACUCAGAAGGACACAUUUUUUCUUCCUCAUUCGAGAAAUAUCGUAGUUCCUUGUCCUAAACCUCAUCAGUCAUGGACCUAGGCUAAAUAAUUUUGCCUUAAUUAAUUUCUUUUUGGGAUACAACACAUCUCAUGACCGACAAAGUCAUCAGUAAUCCUCUUGCGAACAUUGGGCCGCCACAAGUAGGCAGACAUCAGAUGUUGAAUAAAAGAUAGCUCUUUUGUUAUUAAAUCGCAUUGGUGGGUAUAGUGGACCAAAGUAUAAUACCCAACAUAAUCAUGUAUAUGGUCCUUCUGUUAAAUUCAUUUCAGAAGUUUUCUAAUCGUAGUUAUUGUUUAACUAAUGUGAAGCAAAGCAGCAGUGAGAAAACACAAGAACGUAUACUGUUGAGAUACAUUUAAGGUUUUUUUUUCCCUGAAGCUCAAGCUAUUAAUUGUCGAAAAAAAAUCUGAAGCCAUAGAAGAGUUGAGUUGGCACUUGCACUUGAUUAAAACCUAUGACGAUUUUAUUGAAACACUAAUUCCGAUUUAUAUUGAUUACUGAUGCAAAUUAAAGCUGUACAGAUGGGCAGCAAUAAAACCUUUACUGCUUAUUUCAGAACAGUUGCAACACAAUUUGGUGCUGUGAUUUAACUUCCUUUUAGCUACCAUGGCACUCUUCAAGAUCUCAUACAUGGACUCAG
Phoenix dactylifera (date palm) is the source of this 2520-nucleotide messenger RNA. The record is from RefSeq and is a predicted model, not a curated record. Lineage: Eukaryota; Viridiplantae; Streptophyta; Magnoliopsida; Arecales; Arecaceae.